This is a messenger RNA of Rotaria sp. Silwood2, 570 nucleotides long. Lineage: Eukaryota; Metazoa; Rotifera; Eurotatoria; Philodinida; Philodinidae. The record is from the annotation of a GenBank genome assembly.
AUGGGUAGUUUCGGCUCUGCUUUGCAAUCUGCCGUCGGCUAUGUUUCAUCAUUGUUCACCAAGAAUAAUGCUGGUUCACCUGCCUCCUCUCGUCCUAAAAUGGCUACAUAUUCUCCCACUUCCAAGUCCUCAUUUGUCUCCUCUGUAGCGCAUCAAGAAUCAGUUCAAAUCAAUACAGUAGCAACAUCCGAUUCUCAACUACAAAAACAAUUGCAAAUAGAUUGGCCAACAGAUGAACAAGAACUGAUUUCCCGCUUUAUUGAACUACAAAAAUACGAUGGACUAUGGAUAUUGACAGAUUCCGAUAUCAAGCAACUGACAGGUAAAUCUCUAGCGGACUUCUCGUCGUUGACAGUUGAUUCAAUCGAAAACAGCUAUCGAAAUUCUGUAACAACAACAGUCUUGGUAAUUGUCUUACUCGAGACACGAUGUGCUUCAAAUAAAACCCUUUGGCAGGCCCUAUCAAAUAAAGCUUGUACACGAAUAAAAGCAUUGCUUGGAGAAGACGAAACAAAACUACAACAGCUAUUGAAACACAUUCGAGAUCAGCUGUUAUCCGCAUCAAUUUAA